AUGCAGAAGGUAUUAAAGUGGUGGCAAAACUACAAGUAUCGCUUCGUACCGUACCUAAUAUGGAAAUUGAAAGAUAGGACAAUAAAAUACAUUCCCAAGGAAAACUCAAGUACUGAAGGAUUACAAGUUAAAGAAAAUGAAAUUUGUAACACUCUAAAAGACGAGUCUUUGGCGAUGGACUCUCAAGCGGCUAGCAUGAUAAUGAUGAAUGUUUGCGGAUUUACCAUCGCUCGCAAAGAAACAAAAGAUAAAGGAAUAGGUGUUUAUGUCUCAGAUGGGUAUAUACCACCUGGCAAAGUAGUAGCUUUAUAUCCAGGCACAAUUUAUCAGUCGCACGAUUCGAUGCUAUUUCAGUCGAUACGGAAUUCCUUCAUGUUUCGAUGUGUUGAUGGAACAAUAAUUGAUGGCAAAGAUCAUGGCAUAUCUAAAGCUGUUUAUAUGUCUUGCACAAAACGCGAUAUUCUAGGGCAUCAUAUACUGAACGAUAUAACAUGGCUGACAUCAAAUCCAGUAAAUCCUAUGGCUAUUGGUCAAUACAUUAAUAACCAAUCCAAAAAUUCUCCAGCUAAUGUUAUUUAUCAUGAAAUUAACUUUCCGGAAGAUUUGCCUUUAACACUUUAUCGAUUCAUACCAAAUGUUUACUUUCGAAAUUUAACUUACGAAGAAGAAAUGGGUACUAGAAAAAUUCGGAUGGUUAUUCUUAUUUCCACGCACCCGAUCAUGAAAGGUGAAGAACUGCGGUCAUCUUAUUUUACCGUUAUAACUUGA
Messenger RNA from Trichoplax adhaerens, 768 nucleotides. RefSeq lists its product as uncharacterized. Lineage: Eukaryota; Metazoa; Placozoa; Uniplacotomia; Trichoplacea; Trichoplacidae. The transcript is spliced from 7 exons. The record is from RefSeq and is a predicted model, not a curated record. The coding region runs from base 1 to 768 and encodes 255 amino acids.